Micromonas commoda is the source of this 1806-nucleotide messenger RNA. Its product is annotated as major facilitator superfamily. The record is from RefSeq and is a predicted model, not a curated record. NCBI's taxonomy places the organism in Eukaryota, Viridiplantae, Chlorophyta, Mamiellophyceae, Mamiellales, Mamiellaceae. Gene Ontology annotation, molecular function: transmembrane transporter activity. Gene Ontology annotation, biological process: transmembrane transport. The coding region runs from base 1 to 1806 and encodes 601 amino acids. The transcript has a single exon.
AUGACCGUCGCGAGGGGUGGACCGGCGACGACGAGCGGUUGCCGACCCACCUCGAGACCGGUUCGCGCGCGUCCCGUCGCCGUGAGGACCGUGUCCCGUCGAACGCGCCUCGCUCGGCCAGAUUCGGGCCGACUGCCGGGGCUCGCCGGGCGACGCCGCGCGGAGAGGAAUCCACGACGGGGACCGGGUUCGGUCGCGACGCGGGCAUCGGACUCGGGCGGGGAUCUCGACGUCGACGACGAUCGGCUCGAGGCCAGGGGCGUACCCGACGCCUUCACCUCCGGGUCUGCCGCGUCGUCGUCGGAAUCGCGUUUCGUUCAAAAAGGCUUCGACGCGGGGAGGCGCGCUCGUCCCUUGGGUGGAUUCGACGGCGACGACGACGACGACGAAUCGGACGCCCCGAUCGCCCGGCGGCCUCGCGUUAAACCCGACGCGGCCGCCGCCGCGAACGGGGCGGACGGGGAGUUCCCCGCGUGGGAGCCCAAGUUCCCGAGCUCGCUGGACGACCUCGGCGAGCGUUGGCGCUCCAUGCCGUCGCGGUACCGCAUCCUACUCGGCACGUGCUGCGCGUUCGUCCUGUGCAACAUGGACAAGGUGAACAUAUCCGUCGCCAUCAUUCCCAUGGCGAAGGACAUGGGGUGGUCCGUGGGCACCGCGGGGCUCCUGCAGAGCGCGUUCUUCUACGGGUUCGCGCUCUCGCAGCUGCCGGGCGGAUACCUGGCCACCAAAUUCGGCGGGGCGAGGAUGUUACCCAUCGGCGUCUUCAUCUGGUCCGCCGCGACGAUGGCGGUGCCCUUCGUCGCGGGGGAUACCACGGCGCUGUUCAUCUCGCGGGUUCUCGUGGGUCUGGGCGAGGGGAUAUCGCCAGCCGCGGCGACGGACGUGAUCGCCAGGUCCGUGCCGCUGAGAGAACGUUCGCGAGCGGUGGCGUUUGUGUUUAACGGAUUCAACAUCGGCAGCGUCUUGGGUCUGUCCGCGGCGCCGCUCAUCAUCGAGGCGUUCGGGUGGCGCACGGUGUUCGAGGUGUUCGGCGCGCUCGGCGUGCUUUGGGUGAUGUCGGUGGGUUUCGGCAUCUACGCGAGGGGAGGCGCGACUCCCGGGACGCCGGCGGGGGCUUCGGGAGACUUAGCCCCCGUGGAGGGUCUCACGGGCCAGAGAAAGUUGGAACCCGGCGCGGAGGAACGGGACGGGGUGCCGUGGGGUCAGAUCUUCGGUGCGACGCCGCUGAGGGCGCUGGCGUACGUGCACUUCUGCAACAAUUGGGGCUUUUACGUGCUGCUCGCGUGGCUGCCCAGCUACUUCACGCAAGAACUGGGCGUGAACCUCACGAACGCGUCGCUGUUCACGCUGCUCCCGCCGCUCGGAUCCGGUCUGGUGGCGUCCGCGGUGGGGCCGCUCGCGGACAAUCUGCUGGAGCGGGGCUGGGAGGUGUCCAGGGUUCGGAAAACGGCGCAGGCCAUAGCGUUUUUGGGGCCGGCUUCAGCAAUGACGGCGGCGGCUGCUAUUGACGACCCCACCCUGACCGUGGGUUUACUCACGGUUGGUCUCUCAUUGGCGUCGUUCUCAUACGCGGGCCUGUACUGCAACCACCAGGACAUGUCGCCGAGGUAUUCGUCCAUCCUGCUGGGUAUAACCAACACGGUUGGCGCGCUUCCCGGGGUGAUUGGGGUUCCGCUGACGGGAUACCUGCUGGAGAUGACGGAUAACUGGGAGCUCUCCAUGUUCGUGCCUGCGGUGUUCUUUUACGUCACAGGCGUUGGGGUCUUCACCAAGUGGGGCAGAGCGGAGAAGCAGUCGUGGGGGUGA